AUGAAAAUCUACUACGAAGUACACAGCACUAUCGGCCCGACCCUAGUGCUUGUAUCGGGAUAUAUGGGCAUCGCCAACAUCUGGCAACCACUGUUAGCCAAACUAGGACCAAAAUACCGCUGCAUCACCUAUGACAAUCACGGAUUUGACCAAUCAUUCAAGCCCAAAUCUCCCGAAGCGUACAGUGUCCCCUGCCACGCCGCAGACUUGGGCUCCGUCAUCAAAGCUCUUGGAAACCAGAUCAUCGAGUGUUUUGUGUUUAUAGCUCGCUCCAUGGGUGAUAAUAUUGCCACUGCAUAUUAUCACAGGAAUCCGCACAAUGUCGUGGGCAUUGUCUACACGGGGGCGUACUUCGACGGCAAACUCGUCGGGAACUUCCUAACAUAUGACGCGCUCACAUCCGGCAUUGAAAGUCCGAGCAAUUGUGUCGAUUUCUACUCCAACAUGGGCCUUGACAAGUCCAUCGCCCUCGAAGCAGCAAACUGGCUGGCCUAUGCACGCAGUGAUGACGCAAAGGCGCUCUUGUCUUUCGAGAUAGGGGACAUAUACUCAACUAUAGAUGUUCUCGGUCUUAUCAUCCAAGGCGCAAAGGACAUGGCUACUCCCGUGGAGGGGUGUGUGAGACCGCUCCAGUAG
Molecule: messenger RNA, 636 nt
Organism: Aspergillus ruber CBS 135680
Lineage: Eukaryota; Fungi; Ascomycota; Eurotiomycetes; Eurotiales; Aspergillaceae
Product: alpha/beta fold hydrolase
Exons: 1
Coding region: 1-636 (211 amino acids)
Source: RefSeq, a predicted model, not a curated record